AUGGCCGAGUUCCGGCGAAAGCUGCCCGAGUGCGCACGCGCGGUGCCCGCCGGUCGCCAUGGAGACGCGUGGCCGAGGCCCGGCUUGGAGCGGCCUGAGACCCGGGUUCCAGGGCCGCGUGUCUUCGGCUGCCCUCGGCGUCGGCCACAGCCCGGCGGGCGGAUGGAAGGCCGCGGUGCUGCAGGGGCGCCGAGCUUUGCAGAGAACAAGGUCCGGGACCCGGAGGAGAGGGAGAGCAGCUCCGAGGUUGCCAAGGGGUCCAGGCUGCCCCCCAUAGAGAGCACCAGCUCGCAACUGACUAAGCGGAAGGUCAAGAAGAAGAAGAAGAAAAAGACCAAAGGGUCAGGCAAAGGGGACGAUAAACAUCAGAGUCACGCCCCACAGACACAGCCGCUGCCCUCAUCCCUCCAUGACAUCUUCAGUGCCAACAAAGAUCCUGGUCUGAGGCUGGAGUACAGAUCAGACAAAGAGGAAAACAAAGCCGUGUCUCCUUAUGCCUCCAAUCGAAGUCUGCCCCACUUCGCUGAAAUAGAAGAGAAGCUUUCAAACGGGGUUAAUGAAAGCCUGCGCUGGGAUGGGAUUCUGGCAGACCCAGAGGCAGAGAAAGAGAGGAUUCGAAUUUACAAGGUCAACCGGAGGAAGCGGUACAGGAUUCAGGCCCUCAAAAGCUUCAACUCUGAGCCCAGAGCUGACGAUAGCUCUGAGAUAUUGCCCAGCCUCUCCGACAAAGAGAGCAGCAGUGGCAGCAGGCAGCCCUUGUUGAAAACUGAUCACUCCAGACACUAUUUUGAUGGAAGCCUGGGUCCAAAGCUCCUCCACUCAGACCUAAUGUCUGCUCUCCCAGAGUGAAAGGCAACCGAGGUCCUGGAAGGCUGGCCAGUUGCCCUUAUCAAAAACUUGUGUGUUAUCGAAGAAGAAUCAAAGGAAAUCAGACCCACUUGUGAAGGAAGCAGAUGUUUGUAGUGUUGAUGAGGUCAACCAGCCUCUCUUUUCACCAAGGUGCCCUGCACAACUGAGCAAAGCCACCAUGCCUUAAGAACAUCCACAAUAAGUUGAACAAAGUUCUUUCAGAAUCAUCCCAUCUUCUCCAAUAUGCUGGCAUCUCUUUCUUUUAUAAUUUCUCUCAUACUUCAAUGUCUACAGUUCAUACCUAAAAGAGUGUGUAUAGAAUUUUAGUUUUAAGUCAAACUAAUUUUAGGGAUGAAACUCCUCACACAGUUUUUGAGGGUCUAAGGAAAAUGCCUCAAGUAUCCUGGAGACAUUUUUUUUGAAAGCUAUUAAAUACACAUCCUGUCUAAAUGUGACUUUCAAA
Suncus etruscus (white-toothed pygmy shrew) is the source of this 1312-nucleotide messenger RNA. RefSeq names its product chromosome 1 C17orf97 homolog (gene LIAT1). The transcript has 2 exons. The record is from RefSeq and is a predicted model, not a curated record. Gene Ontology annotation, biological process: protein arginylation. Lineage: Eukaryota; Metazoa; Chordata; Mammalia; Eulipotyphla; Soricidae. The coding region runs from base 1 to 849 and encodes 282 amino acids.